This is a messenger RNA of Alternaria burnsii, 1809 nucleotides long. Its product is annotated as pq loop repeat protein. NCBI's taxonomy places the organism in Eukaryota, Fungi, Ascomycota, Dothideomycetes, Pleosporales, Pleosporaceae. The record is from RefSeq and is a predicted model, not a curated record. The coding region runs from base 1 to 1809 and encodes 602 amino acids. The transcript has 5 exons.
AUGGACGUGCCAGUAGCCGCGAACGUACUAGGUACACUCGGCGCAGUGUGUUGGUCCGUUCAGUUGGUUCCCCAGAUCGUUAUCAACUAUCACAGACAUAAUGCUACCGGACUCCAGCCAACUAUGAUGAUGCUUUGGGCAUGGGCUGGAGUCCCACUUGGAGUUUAUAACAUUGCAGAAGGGUACAACAUUGCGCUACGGAUUCAGCCUCAGAUCCUUACCAUCCUGAGCCUAGUAACUUGGAUCCAGUGCUACUACUACGAGAAGAAUUGGUCAGUUGUCCGCUCCCUCGCUGUUGUCAUCCCGGUGGCUUGUCUGAUGGGGGGCAUUCAAGCUGGCCUCAUUUUUGCUAUUGAACAUGCGAAGGCCGAGGGUCUUCACUGGCCCAGUAUCCUUAUGGCAGUUGCUUCAGCUACUCUACUUGCUGCUGGUGUCAUGAGACACUACUGGGACAUCUACGUCCAUCGUACUGUCAGGGGUAUUUCCUUCAUAUUCGUGGGCAUCGAUGCCCUAGGCGACCUCUUCUCCUUGGUGUCAGUCGUCUUCCAGCCAAGGCUUGAUAUUCUGGGCCUGGUCAUCUAUGGCUCCGAACUGGUGCUUUGGGUCGGAAUUUUCGUUUGCGGAGCUUACUACAACCUCCCGACUUGGUACGCUGCAAAGAAAAAAGAGGAAAGAAGCAACCCGGGCGUGAGUGAGUCUGAUGGAGGGGUGGUAGUCGCAUCUGGCAUUGCGCUCCACGACCUGCCCUCCAGCACCUCUGUAUUCAGGACGCCAUCGGGUGAAAUUGAAGCUGUUCGGCAGCGCAGUAGCACGAAUAUCGCAGUAAUACCAACAAGACCAAACAGUCAGAUUGAUUGUAAUUCAACCCCGGCUCCUGACUUUGAUUCCACCAUGAUGUCCAAUACUACAACCAAAGUCACCUCCUUGGAUUCGCAAUCCGAUGGCGCGUCAGUACCACACCCGACGCCGGCAACUGAACCUAUAGGUAGUCCUUACGAGCCUGUCGACCCUCCUCCGGAGAUGGACUACACGGCUGUCGCCAAGAUCCUUGCUCCUAUCCAGGAAUCACUCAACGAGGCCGCCAUGGAGGCAGCUUUCCCAUCCCCACCCAUCAACACACCUGUAUACGGCUCUCCGGCUCCAUCCGUAGCGUAUCGUUACCCAUUGACCCGGGGUCGCGGCUUCAGUUUGAUUGGCGAUAGACUCGUGCAGCUGAAGCUCAAUGACCGCAAGCUCCGCAACCGCGAAGGAGACGUGGGCUCGAGCAUCUACUCGCCCGAAGCAUCCGUCGCCGAGGAUGAAGAAGCCGAUAUUGCGAGUAUCUCCGAGGUUCUGAGUGACAGUGGUAGGGACAAGCAAGGUUCCGGGCAAAUUCGUAAGAACCCUGGUUCCAUCGAUAUGAAUGAGGACUCAGUACCUAUUGCUCUAGGCUCCCCUGCCGUGAACCCGCGCAUCGUCGAGUACCUGACUUUCACCUCUGAUGAUCUGCCCACGAAUUCGGUCGCCCCUUGCUUUCCCUCUACGCUCAUGAAGACGAGCACCGGGUCCCUCAAGACUGUUAUUGAAGGAAGCGACCAGGCUAGCGAAAAGAGCAAUGGUGUCACUGAAAAGAGCAACUGGGCUGAAGAGGUCGAAGAGGCUGUCGAUCGCACUUGUCUCCGCCUUGAGCAGCUAGCUGAUGACGAAUGGAAGAAGGACAGCAGUAAGACCUUCGCCGAAUACUAUGUCGCUCGCCUCGAGCGCCUGCUCGGCAGCAACAAGCGGAUCGUUCCUGUCAGCAUCAGGAAGAGCCAGGAUGCAAGUGAGUAG